This is a messenger RNA of Pomacea canaliculata, 1051 nucleotides long. RefSeq lists its product as uncharacterized. The record is from RefSeq and is a predicted model, not a curated record. The transcript is spliced from 3 exons. The coding region runs from base 41 to 979 and encodes 312 amino acids. NCBI's taxonomy places the organism in Eukaryota, Metazoa, Mollusca, Gastropoda, Architaenioglossa, Ampullariidae.
CGUUGUCAGUACGUGGAGGGGGAGUCGUGCAGCGUGCACCAUGUUGUAUCACCUGUUGCUGCAGACAGUAAAGACACAACAGUCAGCAGGUGUAUCACCCGGUCAGCCUCACCUCCUGCAGUAUGAGCUUGAUGGCGGUGACGACGUGAAGGCCGUCAACGACUUGUUACAGGCGGCGAGCGGAGGGUCGUUGUACGUCAUCGCUGAUGAAAUAGCGAGUGAGUUGGGUAUUGGCUACAGAAUCAGCAACAAGUUCCAGACUUUGUGUCAGUUGCUGCUGACACAGGUUCCUCGUCUCCAUCUGUGGGCGGCAAGUUGUUUCCAUGACUACGCACCCGCCGGCUGGCAAAUAGAAUAUUUAACCAGACCCCUCCGCUCUCCUCCGGCCGUCGUCAGGGAAGUCGAGCAGGACAAGAGGAUCACUAGAGACCGUCAUGUACGGCCGUACAGAGAGCGAGGUGUGCCCGACCACACAGACGGCCCGCCAGUCACACGACUGUAUCACCGAGGUCAGGGUCACUCAGGUGACAGGCCAGUUGACUGUGUGACGUGCGGUCGUGAGGUGGCCAGCUUCCUACACAGUCUCCGUGUUGAUGUUACAGGGAGAAGCACAACAUCUACAACAUUGACCUCUACCAGUGGCGGCACAACACCACCCUGUCUACAGUGGAGAGACGUGCUGGUGUUGAGCUGGUAUAAAGUAAGUGAUCAGCUGGGUAUGGUCACAGGACUGCAAGAAGCAGGUAUCCCAGUGCGGAUGAUAAAGGAUUAUGACAUCGAGGACGUGGCAACGGCCCGCAGUGACGUGGUGUGGGUGGCGAGUGGACAUCGUGUUCGUGGUCUGGAGAGAAAAGUCGUCGUCUGUCUGUACGGUUUAGUUAGAUCUGAGUAUUUACCACUGUACAACCUUACCUCUCCCCGACUUAACUUCAUGUCCCGCUGUACGUCACAACUUGUGAUUAUCUCCCCUGACGACUAGCCGCUAGAAGGUGACUGACACUGACACUGACACUGACUCACCUGUCACCUGCUGUAGUCGUGUGUCAUCUCU